AUGCUUCCAUGUAUGGACUGGGGGUUGUGCUAAGCCAAGUCGGGGAGGAUGGAGGAGCACACCCUGUCGAAUAUCUCAGCAGAAAGUUACUACCUCGGGAAGUGAGCUAUGAGGCAGUGUAGGAGUGUUUAGCCCUGGUCUGGGCACUGAAGAAGUUGAGCCCUUAUUUAUAUGGGCAGGAAUUCUCCCUUAUAACGGACCACAAUCCCCUUGUCUGGCUUAACCGGGUCUCAGGAGACAAUGGUAGAUUGCUGUGGUGGAGUUUAGCCCUCCAACCUUAUAACUUCACCAUCAGCUACCGACCCGGUAAGCAGAACGGAAAUGCUGAUGAAUUGUCCCAGCAAACUGACCUCCCUACCACCUCCUAGUCCAGUCAUCCCCAAGUUGACCCGCCAAAGGGUCAAGCCGGGUCUGCCGGAGUGUCCCACAAGGAGGGAGCCAUGUGACAGAUUCAUCUGUCUAAGUACUAUCUGCUGGUUUGUCUAUUUUGCUAUACAGUCGUGGAAUUACCUGCCCGUACGUCCCUGUUUGUUUAUUUCAGUUUAUACGAAUAAAACUACCGAACGGCUGGCCACCCAGAAGAGAAGUCUGCUGCUGGUUAACCUGUUGGCCUCAAUAAGAAUGUUGUGGUUAACCGCAGACACCUCUUAAUUGGAACCAUAUGCUGGGUGGUCGUCGUUCGUAUGUCAACCAUGAGGCGUCGGCCACACAAAUGAGCAGCGGUGUUCGACGAUGAACUUAUGGAACUCAAACCGGACACUUUUUCUACUGAACACCACUGAAACCGCCGACCGCCCUUCUUAUCAUCAGGCAUACGAAGCCUGGUCCGUUCGGGACUUUUUAUUGUACGAAUGGACUUAACCCAGAUAGCCAUCCCAUGGAGUCAUUCGUAUACCGAAAGAACUGUGUGAAAGACUUUGACUCCAUGGCGAUUGAACUGUGUGCAUUGGGUCUGAGCACUAUUUGGUAGUAAUGUGCGCUCAGAUCUAGGCUAUCUGGUGACACAUACAAAUUAAAUGCAUUCGGUAGUUUUACAUUUAUGGAUUUUUAUGUGUUUUUAUUAUACCAUGUAAAAUGGCGGUUUGCCUCUGUCCCUGGAGAUAAUUGGAUUUCUUCCCAAUUAUCUCCAGGAUAGAGAGGAGGGGUUUACCUGUACUAAGGGGAGUGUUUAUACCUGAGCCACUGUGAUUGGCUACUGUACCUCAUUUGUCCCAGUCUUCCAUCUGGUCCCCUAGGGGAGUGUCCACCAGGUGGGAGACCUGCAUAAAUAGGGCAGGUAGCCCUCAAUAAACCAGAAUUAAACACCACAAAGAAGAAUCCUGCUGCACUCCUGUGGGACACCACUUUACCCAGCCUGGCCACUCACUGAAGGACCUAAAAAUCAAAAUACUGAAAGGGUUUUUUAAAAAUACCCAGGAAAGAAAAGCCUUUGAAGCCAGAAUGAUUAAAUGGUUUAACAGCAAAAAUAGAGGACUAAAUAUUGAUUUGGGAUUCCUGUCCCACUACCAACACUUUACAUGAACACUCUCCCAGCAUUAUCUCACUAUUCUGUCAUAUGUACCAAGACUUUAAAAUGCAUUCCUAUAUGUUUAUUCUAUCUAUAUACAAAGUACUAUGUGUAGACCUAUGCUUUCCCAUACUCGUAUGCAUGAAUGCUUAUAUAUAUUACUGUGGAUUUAUAUUUGUGUAUAUGAGUUCAUGUGCAUGUAUGUACAUGUGUUUAUGCGUUCACAUAUACAUAUUUAUGUGUGUGUAUGUAUAAAGUGUACCAUCCUGUGCACUGUCUGUUUGUUUGUUUUUCUUUUCCCUCUCUCCCCUCUCACUCUGCUCUUCAACAAGAUAUUUAUGACCCUCUGCUAAGAUGGUGUCUAUUUUCUAACAAACCUGUGUCUUAGCUACACUCAUGUCCCUUUAAACCCUAUAUCACAACUCAACUUUGAAUUCUAUGUGUCGUUUUGCUCAAAAAUGUUUCAAACUUGAGAAAGAGAUUCUCCCGAAAGCUUGUCAUUAAAAAAAUUCUGUUAGUCCAAUAAAAAAGGUAUUACAAAAUACCAAUUGUAUCUGUUUUUUACAUCUCUCUAUAUAUACACACAUACACACACACAUAUUUGAAGUCAUAUGCUGCCAGGCCUUUAAAGUUACUCAUCACUGAAGCUAUAACAUACUCAGGAGUGAUUUUCUGCUUGCCAGUGCUAAAUUUUCACUCACCAGAGUUUUUGUAUAUAUAAAAUUUUAUAUAUAUAUAUAUAUAUAUAUAUAUAUAUAUAUAUAUAUAUAUAUAUAUAUAUAUAUAUAUAUAUAUAUAUACACACACACACACACACACACACACACACACAUACACACACACACAUAUUUUUUUUAUUUAAUCAUUUUCAAAGAUUUUACAAUAACAAUAAUAGAACAUAAUAUUUAAAAAAUCAAAAGAAAAGAAAAAAUUAAGGAAAAAGAAAAGGGAAAAAAAGGGGGGGGAAAUGGAAGGAAAAUUGUCCAUCUAGAUUAAUAUAGUCAUAUUUAAAUUGUCUAGUAAGCAUUAAUACAAAACAAUAAUGCAUGUGGCACAGGAAAUAUCAAACAAAGUUAAUCAAGUGUAGUUAUAAUAUCUCCGAAAUGGUUUUAAAAUUAGUAAUUAUUUCUCAAAGGGUACAUUUUACAGAGAAUAUCUUUUAACAAUCUCUUCCUCCUAUAUAUGCCAAUAAUAUUUAAGGCUAUCUUUAAAUGAAGACGGUUGUCUAAUAGCUAAUACGUACUGUUUACUCUCUAAGAUGGUAGAUAAUGUUAACUUUAUUAAAGGAAUAGUUGAAGAUUUCCAAUGUCUUGGAACAAUAGAAGUGGCAGCAAUCAAUAUAUGCCCUAUACUGAUUCUAUAAAUGCAGUUUUUUUUAAAAUAUAUAUCACUAUGGUUUUUUUACAGGAAAAUUGAGACCAAAGAUAAUGAGGCAAAAUCAAAGCAUAAUAUUUGAAUUUAUUCUUCUUGGAUUCCAAGAGAAACCAGAAGUGGAUGUCGUGCUGUUUAUACUAUUUCUCUUGCUAUAUGCAUCAACACUGGUUGGUAAUUUUCUCAUUCUGGCUGUUAUCUGCAGUAAUUCAACUCUUCAUUCUCCUAUGUACUUUUUCAUUGCAAAUUUUUCUUCUCUGGAAGUUCUUCUUACAUCUAGUGUCAUCCCAAAGAUCCUAGUAAGCAUAUGUACUACUUACAAAGCCAUUUCUUAUUUAGGAUGCUUGCUACAGUCUUUUUUUUAUUUUUCCUUUGGAUCAACAGAACUUCUGAUUAUGGCCAUUAUGUCAAUAGAUCGCUAUAUAGCUAUAUGCAAACCUUUGCAAUAUUCUACAAUAAUGAAUCACUAUAUGUGUGCAUGCUUGGGGAUAAGCUGUUGGUGUACUGGAUUCAUCUUAAUUCUUUUACCUGCAAUACUGAUGUUUCAAAUGAAAUUCUGUAAUAGUAACAUUAUUAACCAUUUCUUUUGUGACAGUAAGCCACUACUGAGGUUGUCUUGUACAGACUCAAGUAUUAUUGCAACCAUAAAUUUUGUGAUUUCUACUGUAAUAGUUUUGAGCUCCCUUAUGACAGUCCUGUUCACAUAUAUUCACAUUAUUGUAACGAUAGUUAGGAUGUCAUCAGUUACUGGAAGGCAGAAGUCAUUUUCUACCUGUGUCUCUCACCUUAUGCUUGUAGCUCUGGCCUAUGGAGGAACCAUAUUCAUCUAUGUUGUGCCUAAUCAAAGGUAUGCUUUAGAUAAAAAUAAAUCAGUUGCAGUUCUCAAUAUAUUUGUCACUCCUGUCAUCAGUCCCUUCAUAUUUACUCUGCGCAAUAAAAAUGUGAAAAUAGCAAUUAAAAAAACUCUUGAAAAAAUGUUAAAUAUUUUUAUAAGGAAACAAUAAGAAUGAUACAUAAGCUACUUAAUUCUGAUGUCAACAGUAAUCCCUAUGAAAUUGAAUGGUGACAUUACCCAUCCAAAAUUAUGAAUGUAUUUAUUUUUUCCGCUGCAUAAAUAAUAUAAAUAAUGUUAUACCCACACAAUCACAGUUGUCAAUUUAGAGGAAAUUUGCUUACUAAAGUUUUCAUG
Messenger RNA from Pelobates cultripes (western spadefoot toad), 4067 nucleotides. Lineage: Eukaryota; Metazoa; Chordata; Amphibia; Anura; Pelobatidae. The record is from the annotation of a GenBank genome assembly.